Entelurus aequoreus (snake pipefish) is the source of this 6100-nucleotide messenger RNA. It is a transcript of the gene unc45b, whose product is annotated as unc-45 myosin chaperone B. The record is from RefSeq and is a predicted model, not a curated record. NCBI's taxonomy places the organism in Eukaryota, Metazoa, Chordata, Actinopteri, Syngnathiformes, Syngnathidae. Gene Ontology annotation, molecular function: Hsp90 protein binding. Bases 134 to 2926 code for a protein of 930 amino acids. The transcript has 20 exons.
CCACCUCAUUGUGACGGCAAAUAUAAGUGGAGCUGUCUAUAGAGUAACGUUACAAAUACAGACAGCGGAAAUCCCAAUUGACGGCAGAUCUGGCAAAGGCAAUCGGGAGAAGUAGUGUUUAAAGUGCCACAAGAUGGGAGACUCGAUCCAGUUAAAAGAUGACGGAAACAAACAUUUCCAAGCGGGAGAUAUUGAUAAGGCUAUUGAGUGCUACACUAAAGCCAUCGAGGUGUGUCAGGACAAGAAGGUGCUGGCUGUUAUUCACAGAAACCGAUCUGCUUGCUAUCUAAAAAAGGAAAGUUAUUCCAGUGCAGCCUCUGAUGCAUCCAAAGCUAUCGAUGUCGACGCAGCGGAUAUCAAAGCCUUAUACAGGCGUUGCCAAGCUCUGGAGAAGCUUGGGAAACUGGACAUGGCCUUCAAGGAUGUACAGAGAUGUGCAACCAUUGAACCAAAGAAUAAAACCUUCCUGGAGACUCUCCGCAGGCUGGGGGCUGAAAUCCAGGCCAAGCUCAAGACAACAUUCUCCACAGAUUCUAGGGUACAGAACAUGUUUGAUAUUCUCCUUGAUGAAGAAAUGGAAAAGGAUAAGAAGGAAAAGGCAGCCAACAACCUGAUUGUACUGUCCAGAGAGGAUGCGGGAGCAGAGAGAAUCUUCCAGAACAAUGGCGUGCCUCUGCUUCUCAACAUGAUCGAGACGGGCAAACCAGAGAUGAUCAUGGCUGCUAUCCGUACUCUUUCGGGAAUGUGCACAGGACACAAAGCUCGGACAAUGGCCAUUAUUCACAUGGUGGGCACUGAUAAGUUGUGCAGCAUCAUGGCGCUCGACAAUGAGGAGAUCACACUGGCAGCAUGCAACCUCUUCCAGUGCAUCAACGACUCCCUCACAGGCGGGGAUAAAAGAGAAUACGGAAAAGAAGAGGCCUUGGUUUUGGAUGCCUCUAAAGACCUGAAGACCAUCCUCCUGUCUCUGCUGGAGAUGGUUGGCAGUAAAAAGGUAUCUGGGCAUGGCAGAGACCAGGCACUGAACCUCCUGAGCAAGAACGUCCCUCGCAAAGGAAAGAAAGACCCUGACAACUCCCGGACUCUCUUCACUGUAGACCACGGUCUGAAGAAGAUCCUCAAGGUGUGUGGUCAGGUUCCUGAGCUUCCUGACCAGUUGCCCAUGACUGAUAACACACAGCUGAUUGCCAGCGUGCUCCUCAACCGCCUUUAUGAUGACCUCACAUGCGACCCAGAGAGAAACAACUUCAGGGACGUUUGUGACGAAUACAUCAAAUCUAAAAUUGACCCCAACGACAUGGACAAAACAAUUCAUGCCAUCAACGUGAUCUCAGGGCUGCUGCAGGGUCCAUUCGACGUAGGUAACGCCUUGGUGGGAAGGCAGGGCGUCAUGGAGAUGAUGGUGGCGCUGUGCGGCUCUGAACGGGAGGUGGACCAGAUGGUCGCCGUGGAAGCGCUCAUUCAUUCCUCCACGAAAAUGAGCCGCGCCAGCUUCAUCAUCACCAACGGCGUGUCGCUGCUGAAGGACAUCUACAAGAAGACCAAAAAUGAGAAGAUUAAAAUCCGCUCGCUGGUGGGUCUCUGCAAACUGGGCUCAGCGGGAGGAGAUGAUUACAGCAUGAGACAGUUCGCUGAGGGCUCCACUGAGAAGUUAGCCAAGCAGUGCAGAAAAUGGCUUUGCAAUCCCCAGAUCGACGCUAAAACCAGGAAGUGGGCUAUUGAGGGUCUGGCAUACUUGACUAAUGAUGCUGAUGUCAAAGAUGACUUUGUUGAGGAUGAGCAGGCACUUACAGCCAUGUUUGACCUGGCCAAGUCUAAAGAUAAGACCAUCAUAUAUGCCGUGGCCUGCACUUUGGUCAACUGCACCAACACCUAUGAGAAGAAAGACAUCAUACCUGAACUGGUGCAGCUGGCAAAGUUCUCAAAGCAGCACGUGCCUGAGCAGCAUCCCAAGGACAAGAAGGACUUCAUCGAGAGGCGAGUCAAAAGACUGCUGAAAGCUGGAGUCACAUCCGCUCUUGCUGUCAUGGUCAAAGCAGACAACUCCAUCUUGACGGACCAGACCAAGGAGAUGCUUGCAAGGGUCUUCUUGGCUUUGUCAGAGGAUCCCAAAGAUCGUGGUACUCUUGUUGCCCAAGGUGGGGGAAAGGCUUUGAUACCUCUGGCGCUGGAAGGAACUGAGGCAGGAAAAGUGAAGGCCUGUCACGCUCUUGCCAGAAUUGCAGCCAUUUCAAAUCCAGAGAUCGCCUUCCCUGGCGAAAGGGUGUAUGAGGUAGUGAGGCCUUUAGUCAGCCUCCUUCACACAGAAAGGGAUGGAAUGCAGAACUUUGAGGCUUUGCGAGGCCUCACCAACUUUGCGGGUUUCAGUGAAAAACUAAGGGUAAAAAUUGUAAAAGAGAACGCUCUGCCCGAUAUCGAGAACUACAUGUUUGAGGAACACGAGCAGAUCAGACAGGCUGCCACUGAAUGCAUGUGCAACCUUGUGACAUGCAAAGAGGUCCAAGAGCGCUACCUGGACGAAAGUAACGAUAAGCUGAAGCUGCUGCUCCUACUUUGUGGAGAGGAUGAUGAUAAACUUCAGAUUGCCGCAGCGGGAGCCCUGGCCAUGCUUACCGCUGUCCAGAAGAAGCUCUGCGCGAAGCUCACCCUUGUGAGUGCCCAGUGGCUUGAGAUCCUGCAGAGGUUGUGUCUACACACCAACCCGAUGAUCCAGCACCGCGGCCUCGUGAUUGUGUGCAACAUGCUCAACUCGGAGGACGGUGAGCUGACCAAGAAACUGAUCGAGAGCGAGCUGCUGGAAAUCAUGACAGUGAUCGGAAAGGCUGAGGACAACCCCAAGAGGCAGGAACCCAUCGAUGUGGCGCGUACGUGCCUGGUCAGAGCAAUGGAACUGGGGCUCAUCAAACCCUUCUCCAGCCCUUCCUAAGCACAACAACAACGGACAUGUUUUUGUGCUCUUUAUUACUCGUUUCCUACAGACUUUUUUCAACAUUGAAGACAUUACUAGUUAUCAUUAGUUAUUUUGACUGGAGCCUCAAGUAUUGGCCGAUACUGAUAUAAAUCCGAUACGGUAUCAACACGUAUCGUGCAUACUUUUAAUAUUAUGUAUCGUGAGUUGUUAGAAAAGGCUUGAUCAAGUGAAAUUACUAACAAAAACAAUGGUAAGGAAUAAUGAUGAGUAAAUGACGCCUCAGAAUUAGUAAUGUUACUCAUAAUUUUAAUCGUAUUGAAUAAUUAUAUCUAACCUACUUACAGUUUACAACCUUGUCAAUUGAUAUAAAACCGUGUGUUAAUCACAAAGAUGAUUAUUUAUUUGACACAUACUGUAAACCUUCGGCUAAGGUCAGGCUGAUUAGAAAAUAAGUACUAACCAAGUGUACCGCAUUAGAAGUGGUAUAAAUAAAAAUCUGAUGAAAAAUAAAUGUAGUUAAAUUAUCUUGUGCUAAAAUAAAUUAACCAACUUAAUAAUAAAUAUGUUUUGUAACUCGACUGUCAAUAACAUUUGAAUGCAAAUAAAAAUACAGCUUCACCACUUUAGUCAUAAUUUUUGCGCUUAGGAAACUUUUCUAUGGCUUUAGACUUGCUCUGUUUGUUUAAAAUUGUAAUUUGCAGUGUUCGUAAUAGUAACGCCGUUACUUUUACUAGUAACAAGUAAUCUAAUUUAUUACUUUUAGGUCUGUUACAAGUUACAACGCCGUUAGCGAUAGCUUGAUGUAACGUGGCACGCUACUUUUGAUGUGGUUUAAUGUCGACAACAAGACGUCAUAAGUGCAGUAAGUUCAAUGCAGGAAAUGUCUUUUUACUGGUGAAAGCAACAAGCAGCAUUGCACUAAAAUGAACUUGAUAUCAAACAGGAAGAGGCACCAUCACACUGUGACACAGCACACAAAAUACACACACAUACACAAUGGGAAUAUUGAACAACAAAUCAAUGAUUGAACUGACAAACUUUCCUUCCAAAAUAUACCCCGUUUGUUGACAAGAAGAUAUGACAGCCACCGAGGCACAUUCAAUCUCUUUAUUAAGCAGAGGUAAAGUGCGCUGCUAACUGCUAAAGCUAAAAAACACAGCUCCGUUAAAACCCUCGAUGAUGUCACACAUCACUAAGCAACAGGCCCCACCUUUUAAAAGCACAACUCCGCACUCUAAUAUUAAACAUCCCACAAAUGCAUAUGCCAAAUAUUUAGUUUUCUUUUUAAGUAACGUAAGAAUGACCUUCCCUAGUAAUUAAUUACAUUUAUUAAAGAGUAAUUCCGUUAGUAAUUCAAUUAAUUUUUUGGUAAAAUAGCGAGUGACUAUAAUUAAUUACUUUUUUAAAGUAAUUUUCAGAAUACUGGUCAUUAGUGCCACAAGUGGUGGAAAAGUGUAUUACAACUUGAGUACCGCUGCGACCCACAGACCACAGCGGAGACACAGAUAUUUUUUUGGCGGCCCAACAAUGGGCUUUGGUUAAAAAGUACUGGUUUAUGGCACACUCACAAACUGUAUUGACAAUGGAUUGACGCUGUAUUUCAUAAUAGUCAUCGACCAUUUACUGGAUUACAAAAGUCCCUAUAUUUGACCUGGGUUAGGGUUAGCACGAAUCGCAACAUAUACAUAUUUUUUUAAAUAUUUUUUUCAUGUAGGACGUCAGAAAAGAUUUGAUUUGAAAUUACUCAAGAGAACAAGGGUAGGUAUAAAACACUAAACUCAUGACAGAUUUAUGGUUGUUAAAUGGAGUGAUGCAGACACGUUUGUUACUGGACAUUUUCCAAGAUGAUUCUGCCUUGGACGCUUUUGUCUGUGUGUAAUAUGCAACCAUAAUUAUUUGAUACUUGUUUAUAUUGACACAUUUGGUGUUUUAGACUGCAAUAUUGUCCAAUUAGGGACACUUAUUAAUGUCUAGCUUGUGUGCUAUUGUGUGCGGAGCUGUUGUGUAGCUGCUAGCUCCAAGAAGCCUACCAUGUUUACCUUUUGUAAAUGACUCCACUAAAAUACAAGAAGACACCGAACUUCUGUGCUUAUUGGAGUAAAUUUAUGCUAAAUGGCUGUCCAGUUUUGCACAAGUAAACAAGCCACAGGAUUGCUUUUAUCUGAGACUUUAAAAGCAAGCCAGUAUCACCCGAAAACUUGUUUUUUUGAUGAUAUCGAACCGAUAUCCAAUAUCAAUAUCGGAUCUGGACACCCAAGUUGUCAUGUUUUUUUAAAUUAUAAUUAAUGUAGUACCUUAACUUCUGAGUUGAAUUGGUUCUGUGAAGGAGUUCUUAACUCAAAACACUUGUAUCGUAGAUGAACAUCUCCCAUUGAAAUACAUUGAAAAAAAUGUAAUUGGCCCCCAAAACAGCACAAUGUUAACUUGUAACAUGCCUACCAACAAACGCUGGAAUUGCUCGGUCAUGUUUUUAAAGAAUUCUUUCUUUAACUCAAUAAACAUCGUUCACUUCUUCUCACCACUGACCAUCACACUCACUUUUGUUUCAAUAAUAUUUGCCCUCCUUUGAGCAGAAUGAACCACUUGUGACGUCACAAGCGUCGAUAUUCGUAAUUUUUCGAAGGAUUAAAAACAAUGAUCUCACCCCUAUGCACAUAGACACAUAUUAUUCUGCCUGGUUUCAAUGGUGUCAUGAAAUAACAGGUGUGGGAGCAAGACUGUAAAAGAAUGUGUGUGCCAAGAGCACACACAGGCCUGGUUAACUUUCAGUUUCGAGCCCCGGCAAGGUGGAAGGGCGAGAUGGACAAAAGCAGUAGAGGCGGGCGACCAAUGUAGAGACUGCUUGGCUCUCCAGCGCUGGUAUUGCUAUUGUUUGUACUUACUCUUUUUGCUAUACAAUACAUUGUUAUUAAUCCAUAGGCUCCGAUCUACAUUUCUGCCAGCGGGUGCUCGGACGGGUGGUAAAUCUGACGCUACUUUUCUGAGCAUGUGCGGUUUUUGCUCGGUGGUGAGAAAUAAUUUUCCAUCAAUCCCCAUGGGUGCUCGGGCCCCAAAGCACCCACGGGAUCGGUGCCUAUGUAUUCAUCAAUACUCGUCACCUCUCGUCUUGGGUGAAAACAAUAUUUUUUAUUUUAUUAUUUUUUUUUCAGAAAAUGUGUUUUAUUUUUUUAUGCAACCUCAUUUGGUACU